AUGAAUACUGCUGAUGUAGGAUAUUCAGUAGAAACUGAUCGUUCGGUAUCGGCUGCUGCGCAAACACCUUAUGAAUCAUCUUCACCAAAUAUAUCAAAUAAAUUUAAAAAUGCACUAAAUCAAAAAUAUGAGAGAAGUGUUCGUUUUUUCAAUUCAAUUUAUGGAAUAUUAAAUGUUAUCACAAUUGUUGCACUUGUUGGUGCAUUGAUUAGUGCUGGUCUAGCUAGUUCUGGUGAUGCACGUUUAGCAGAUAGCUUACCUAAUUUUUCCAAAGCUAAAGUUAGUGCUUUUCAUACCCGAAAUGCAGUUCUUGUUUUUGCAUCGGCUGGACUUUUUCUUAUUCUUGUUGAUACUAUUCUUCAAAUGACUGGUCUUAUUAAACGUUUACCAGUACAAUUUGAUUCAAUUUUCACAAUUAUAAUGUUUGUAGUUGCUGCUAUAUUUCUUAUUCUUGGAUGUUGCGCAGCAGCAUGGGGAAAAAAAAUGAAUGAUUCUCCAAUAGCACGUAUGAGUUCAGUGCGGAAUACAGCUGCUGCUGCUAUAACUGCAAUUUUCUUAUUUAUUGCUAUGAUUGCGAUAAUUAUCAAUUUUGUUUUACGUUUGAUUCGUCCAACAGAACGUGGUAAUGAUGGAUAA
Messenger RNA from Rotaria sordida, 636 nucleotides. Lineage: Eukaryota; Metazoa; Rotifera; Eurotatoria; Philodinida; Philodinidae. The record is from the annotation of a GenBank genome assembly.